AGCUCCCGUCCGAGGAAGGGAAGUCCCUGUGGGAGCUGGUGCUGGAGCAGUUUGACGACCUCCUGGUGCGCAUCCUGCUGCUGGCCGCCCUGGUCUCCUUCGUCCUGGCCUGGUUCGAGGAGGGCGAGGAGACCACGACCGCCUUCGUGGAGCCGCUGGUCAUCAUGCUGAUCCUCGUGGCCAAUGCAGUCGUGGGUGUGUGGCAGGAACGCAAUGCCGAGAGCGCCAUCGAGGCCUUGAAGGAGUAUGAGCCUGAGAUGGGCAAGGUGAUCCGCUCGGACCGCAAGGGUGUGCAGAGGAUCCGGGCCCGGGACAUCGUCCCUGGAGACAUUGUGGAAGUGGCAGUGGGAGACAAAGUGCCCGCCGACCUCCGUCUCGUGGAGAUCAAGUCCACCACGCUGAGAGUGGACCAGUCCAUCCUGACAGGUGAAUCUGUGUCUGUGACCAAGCAUACAGACCCCAUCCCAGACCCCAGAGCUGUGAACCAGGACAAGAAGAACAUGCUGUUUUCUGGCACGAAUAUUGCAUCAGGCAAGGCAGUGGGUGUGGCAGUGGCCACGGGCCUGCACACGGAACUGGGCAAGAUCCGGAGCCAGAUGGCGGCGGUGGAGCCCGAGCGCACGCCGCUGCAGCGCAAGCUGGACGAGUUUAGCCGGCAGCUGUCCCACGCCAUCUCCGUGAUCUGCGUGGCCGUGUGGAUCAUCAACAUCGGCCACUUUGCCGACCCGGCCCAUGGCGGCUCCUGGCUCCGCGGAGCUGUCUACUACUUCAAGAUCGCCGUGGCCCUGGCUGUGGCUGCCAUCCCCGAAGGCCUUCCGGCUGUCAUCACUACAUGCCUGGCGCUGGGCACGCGGCGCAUGGCACGCAAGAAUGCCAUCGUGCGGAGCCUGCCCUCUGUGGAGACCCUGGGCUGCACCUCGGUCAUCUGCUCUGACAAGACAGGCACGCUCACCACCAACCAGAUGUCUGUCUGCCGGAUGUUCGUGGUAGCCGAGGCCGAUGCAGGCUCCUGCCGUUUACACGAGUUCACCAUCUCGGGAACCACAUAUACUCCAGAGGGCGAAGUGCGGCAGGGGGAGCGGCUUGUGCGCUGCGGGCAGUUCGAUGGGCUGGUGGAGCUGGCCACCAUCUGUGCCAUGUGCAACGACUCAGCGCUGGACUACAACGAGGCCAAGGGCGUGUAUGAGAAGGUGGGAGAGGCCACAGAGACGGCUCUGACCUGCCUGGUGGAGAAGAUGAACGUGUUCGACACUGACCUGCAGGCUCUGUCCCGAGUGGAGCGAGCUGGUGCCUGCAAUGCCGUCAUCAAGCAGCUGAUGCGGAAGGAGUUCACCCUCGAGUUCUCCCGGGACCGGAAGUCUAUGUCAGUGUACUGCACGCCCACCCGCUCUAACCCUGCAACCCAGGGCAGCAAGAUGUUUGUGAAGGGGGCUCCUGAGAGUGUAAUCGAGCGCUGCAGCUCCGUCCGAGUGGGGAGCCGCACAGCACCCCUGAACUCCACCUGCAGGGAGCAAAUCCUGGCAAAGAUCCGGGACUGGGGCUCAGGCUCAGACACACUGCGCUGCCUGGCGCUGGCCACCAGGGAUGCCCCGCCGAGGAAGGAGGACAUGCAGCUGGACGACUGCAGCAAAUUUGCACAGUACGAGACGGACCUGACCUUCGUGGGCUGUGUGGGCAUGCUGGACCCGCCGCGGCCCGAGGUGGCUGCCUGUAUUACUCGCUGCCGCCAGGCAGGCAUCCGGGUGGUUAUGAUCACAGGGGACAACAAAGGCACGGCUGUCGCCAUCUGUCGCCGGCUUGGCAUCUUUGGAGACACGGAGGACGUGGCGGGCAAGGCCUACACAGGCCGCGAAUUCGACGACCUCAGUCCUGAGCAGCAGCGCCAUGCCUGCCGCACCGCCUGCUGUUUCGCCCGGGUGGAGCCCACACACAAGUCCCGCAUCGUGGAGAACCUACAGUCAUUUAACGAGAUAACUGCCAUGACUGGUGAUGGGGUGAACGAUGCACCAGCCCUGAAGAAAGCGGAGAUCGGCAUUGCCAUGGGCUCAGGCACAGCCGUGGCCAAGUCGGCGGCAGAGAUGGUGCUGUCAGAUGACAACUUUGCCUCCAUCGUGGCUGCGGUGGAAGAGGGCCGGGCCAUCUACAGCAACAUGAAGCAGUUCAUCCGCUACCUCAUCUCCUCCAACGUCGGCGAGGUCGUCUGCAUCUUCCUCACGGCAAUUCUGGGCCUGCCCGAAGCCCUGAUCCCCGUGCAGCUGCUCUGGGUGAACCUGGUGACAGAUGGCCUCCCGGCCACGGCCCUAGGCUUCAACCCACCAGAUCUGGACAUCAUGGAGAAGCUGCCCCGGAACCCUCACGAAGCCCUCAUCAGUGGCUGGCUCUUCUUCCGAUAUCUGGCUAUUGGAGUGUAUGUAGGCCUGGCCACAGUAGCUGCUGCCACCUGGUGGUUCCUGUAUGACGCCGAGGGACCUCAUGUGACCUUCUACCAGCUGAGGAACUUCCUGAAAUGCUCCGAAGACAACCCGCUCUUCGCCGGCAUUGACUGCGAGGUCUUCGAGUCACGCUUCCCCACGACCAUGGCCUUGUCUGUGCUCGUGACCAUCGAAAUGUGCAAUGCCCUCAACAGCGUCUCCGAGAACCAGUCGCUGCUGCGGAUGCCGCCCUGGCUGAACCCCUGGCUGCUGGCGGCUGUGGCCGUGUCCAUGGCCCUGCACUUCCUCAUCCUGCUCGUGCCACCCCUGCCCCUCAUUUUCCAGGUGACCCCUCUAAGUGGGCGCCAGUGGGUGGUGGUGCUCCAGAUAUCUCUGCCUGUCAUCCUGCUUGACGAGGCCCUCAAGUACCUGUCCCGACAUCAUGUGGAGGCCUGUCUUUAUGCAGGCAUUCUCAAGACAGUCCUGCAGGUCCGGAGUAGGCGGCUGCUGACCACCUCCCAGACCCCGGACCACACCGGAAGGAAAGCAGCAGAAGUGAGAGCUGGGGACAGAGUGGAGACUCCAGCGUGUACCUCAGGUUGACAGUGCCCAGAUGUUUGCUCCCCACUCCCCACCCUCCCAACACGCUCACCCGCUUGCCCACUGGGCCCUGCUGGACACACAGCAGGCCUGAGGCCAGAGCGGCCACCUCCGGGCCCGUGCCCAUCUGACCUGGAGCUCUAAUUCCUGUCUCCUGAACUCCUCUGGAAAGCUCCCUGCUGAAGCUCCGGUCCAAGGACUGAAGCCAGGAAAGCAACCACUGAGACGCCAGAGACCCAGAGCCUUGGCCUCCGAAUCUGAAUCCACGAGGGCGCUCUGGAGCCUGCUCCCCCUUGCCUGGAGGCUGGGCAUUUACGUGGUGACAGAGGACUCCCAAGGCCCUUCUGACGGGCUCUGACCUCUCACUCAGUGCCUAAUCUAGGGCCUGGUUGGCCUCAGGGAGGCGGGGAGGUCAGCUGGGGGCCAUCUGGGCCCAGCUGUGCACAGUAAGGGUGGGCAGCCCCCUCCACUCUGCUUCCAUGAAGUCAGCUCCAGCUCUGCUCGUGAGAGUCGGAGCCUGUUUGUUUAUAUAUGCAGGCCCCAGGGGGUUAAAGGGUCAGGAGAGGAACAGGGAGGAGGGGCUAGGAAGGACCCCCUUUCCCAGGAGACAGCCCUAUUUGCCCGCCUCCGCUCGGCUCACUUCCAGGUCUCAGGUUCCCCAGUCCUAAAUGAGACCCGUGAGUCUUGAUGUUGCUUGGUCUGCCAAGCAGGCGUUGGAUUUGCCAUCCACGUCCCUGAUGUCCGAGACCCCAGACAUCCUUGGGCCCCCACGCGCUGUGCCCUUCCACCCAGCCCAGAGUGCGGCCACCCUGGUAUCUGCACAGCUGGCCGAUUCUGAGGCCAGGACUCUCAGCCACACUUUUUGCCUAACCGCCCCACCACGCACACACGUGAGCCAAAGGGUGUUGCCAAGGAUGGCUAAUUACCCAAGGCACUUCCUGUCCCUCCCUCCUCGCUGGAGGGCGGCCUCUCCAGUGGAUCAUGUCAGAUGAUAGGGAAACAUUUGAUGGAUGGGAUUUUUCUCUUAACUCAGCUUUUGCUUCUGUAGCAAAAACCAGCUAGGUGUAGCGGAACAGUGAGUAAAUGAGUGUGGGUGUGUCUCCACCCCUCCUAGAGAGCACAAAGUGAUUGUUUUAAAUGGAAAUCCAGACUCUCACCCCUGUCCCGGCCCCAGAAUGGAAAGCCCCCUCAUCCUGCCUUGCAGGUAGAUGAAUUCCAUCUGACCUGGGGCUCCCCAGCCCUUCUUCCCUCCCAACUUGCAGGUCUGGAGGGGCCGGUGGGAAACAGAGUUGGGAGGGCAGAGGGUUAGAGGGGAGUUCUGGUGCCUGGCAGAGGCUCUCUGCUUCUGUCCUGCACGGGGAGGGGUGGGGCGGGGACUCUGAGCAGGGGCAGGGCCCUGUACUCACCUGCUGACCUGCUGUUUGGUAGAGAAAUAAAGGUUGUGUGCCUUGGGCAAGGGA
Molecule: messenger RNA, 4471 nt
Organism: Tupaia belangeri chinensis (Chinese tree shrew)
Lineage: Eukaryota; Metazoa; Chordata; Mammalia; Scandentia; Tupaiidae
Gene: ATP2A3
Product: ATPase sarcoplasmic/endoplasmic reticulum Ca2+ transporting 3
Biological process (GO): calcium ion transport
Cellular component (GO): membrane
Molecular function (GO): P-type calcium transporter activity; ATP binding; ATP hydrolysis activity
Source: RefSeq, a predicted model, not a curated record